Molecule: messenger RNA, 15686 nt
Organism: Frieseomelitta varia
Lineage: Eukaryota; Metazoa; Arthropoda; Insecta; Hymenoptera; Apidae
Product: trichohyalin-like
Exons: 20
Coding region: 272-6808 (2178 amino acids)
Biological process (GO): maintenance of presynaptic active zone structure; regulation of synaptic plasticity; neuromuscular synaptic transmission
Cellular component (GO): cytoskeleton of presynaptic active zone
Molecular function (GO): structural constituent of presynaptic active zone
Source: RefSeq, a predicted model, not a curated record
GAAAAUAUCGUAAAAAAAAAAAAAAAAAAAAAAAAAAAACACAAAGCCAAUUUCACAUCUUGUAACGUUCAUGUGAAACAAAACUUCCAAUGAUCACACUCCCCCUCCAUAUGAAAUAUCUCGAAGAGAACCGUACCAAGAGACCUUUAAAAAUUGAUGUUAAAUCGUGUAAAACGCAGACAGAGACCGUCCGAAAAUCUGGACACCGAGCAGACAUCCCAAGAGCUUCUCGUUGCUUUCUGCUGUUCCAGGAAAAGAGGAGGAAAGGAUCAUGUUCCAGCAGAUGCAGUCGAUGGCCCAGAAGCAGCUUUCUGAGGAGCUGGACGAACUCCGGACGGAGGUGCAACGUAGGGAUCAGGAGCUACUCGCCAUGUCCGCGAAGAUGAAAACCCUGGAAGAGCAGCAUCAGGAUUACCAGCGGCACAUCACUGUGCUAAAAGAGUCUCUCUGCGCCAAGGAAGAACACUACAAUAUGCUGCAGGCUGACGUGGAGGAAAUGCGGCAACGGCUCGAGGAGAAGAACCGGAUGAUCGAGAAAAAAACGGAGGCGGCGAUGCAGGCGCAACAGGAGCGGAAUCGCAUGAACACCGAGCUGACGGAGCUAAAGGAUCACAUGGACAUCAAAGACCGGAAGAUCAACGUGCUUCGGCGUAAGAUCGAGAAUCUGGAGGAUCUGCUGAAGGAGAAGGACAACCAGGUCGACAUGGCCAGGGCGCGUCUAACGGCAAUGCAGGCGCACCACUGCAGCAGCGAAGGUGCGCUCAGUAGCCUCGAGGAGGCGAUAGGAGAUAAAGAGAAGCAAAUGGCACAAUUACGGGAACAGAGGGACCGGGCGGAGCAGGAGAAACAGGAAGAAAGGGAAUUACACGAGAGGGAGAUCGUCGAGUACAAAAUGAAGAUCCACGCCCUCGAGUCUGAAGUUGAAAAAUUGGGCGCCCGUUUGGAGAGAGCGCAAGCGGAGAAAGACCGACUGGAGGCGAAGCUGGAAAGUUCGCAGUCGGAGCUCGGCAAGAGCAAGGCCGAACUGGAUAAGGCUGCGUCCGAAGUUGGUCGCAGCGGUGCCGACUGGGAGGCUGCCAAGCAGAGGAUGACCAGGCUCGAGCUGGACAACGAGAGGCUCAGGCACGAUCUCGAAAGGUCUCAGAGCACUUACGGCAGAAGCACGUUGAAUUCUUCUCAGGAAAUGGACAGGAUCACGGAAAAAGCGGAAAAGACAGCAGCGGAACUCAGGAGAGCGCAAGCCGAGCUCAGGGUCACGCAGGCUGACAACGAAAGAGCUAGGGCCGAGGCUGCUGCUCUCCAAGAGAAGGUGGAAAAGAGUCAGGGUGAGGUGUACAGAUUGAAGGCCAGACUGGAAAAUGCUCAGGGUGAACAAGAAAGUCUUCGAGAUGAAUACGAUCGAGCGCAAGCUUCGGUGGCUCGUCUACACUCGGAACGGGACAAGGCAAUCGCGGAACUUGAGAAAACACAAGAGGAAUUGGAACGGACACAGGCUACUCUCGGCAAGGCACAACUUCAGCAAGACAAAUUGCAAAGUCUACUGGACAAAACGCAAAGCGAAGUGGACAAGCUUCAGGAGAAAUUGGACAAAACACAAACGGAAAUUCGCAGGAUGCAAAUGGAAAGGGAAAAGCAGAACUACGAUUUCGAAAACUUGCAAAGCCAACUGGACAAAGCGCUCGGCCAAUCGACGAGGAUGCAGAAAGAACGGGAAACGAUUCAAUUGGAGGUGGACCGGUUGCAGGAUAAAUACGAGAAAGCUCAGGUGAUCAUGCAACGACUGCAGAAGGAGAGGGACGGUUUUCAAGAAGAAACAGAGAAACUGCACGAGAGGAUGGAAUUCCAUCAGAAUCAGGUAGCGAAGAUGCAACGGGACAAGGAGAAUCUGCUGUCGGAGCUUGAGCUAGUCAAAGAAAGAUGGGAAAAGGCUCACAAUACUCAUCAGAAGCUAACCUUGGAACGAGACGACGCCCUGACCGAAAUCGAGAUUCUGAAGGAGAAAGUGGAGAAAGCGCAGUAUUCGAUGAACAAGGCGCAGGAGGAACGGGAGAACGCGAACAAGGAGUUCGAGAAGAUGCUGGAGAAGUACGACAGAGCCCAGAGCGAGGUGUAUCGGCUGCAAAAUCGCAUCGAGGUGAUGGAGGCUGACAAGGACAGGCUGGAGCUCGAAACGGAGAAGCAACAGAUGUUGGCGUCGAAGAGUCGCGACGAGGCGAGAAAGGCCCAGGAGGAGCUAGCACGCGUGCAAGAGAUGUACGAUCGGGCGGCUCUUCAACUGGGUCGCACGAAGGAGCACGAGGAGAAAUCGAAGGAAGAUCUGGACAGGUUAACGGUGGACCUGGAGAUGGUUCAGGAGCGAUACGAAAAAUCGCAGAUCGAGCUACGCAGGUUACAGAACGAGAGGGACAAGCUGGCCGCGGACAAUGAGAGGAUCAGCUUCGAAUUGGAGCGCGCUCACUCGCAAGUGACCAAGGCUCAGGCCGCGACAGACAAGACGCAGGAAGAGCUGGCACGAAUGCAGCUGGAGAUCGAAAAGAUGUACGAAAAACACGAUCGGCAGCAGACCGAGGUGAGGAAGGCGCAGGCGGAGACGGAGCGGCUGCGAGUGGAGGCUGAGAGCGCACGGGAGGAAUGCGAGAGGUAUGCGGCCAGGUUCGGCAAGUAUCAGGAAAGCCAAGAACGGCAGAAGGAGGAACACGAGUGGGCGAAGCUGGAGGUGGAGCGGCUCCGCGAUCGGCUGAAGAAGACGUUGGCGGAGCUCGAACGCGCGAGGAAGACCGAGCAGGAACGUGCGGAAGGGGUGCGAGGUAAAUACCAGUACGAGCAAGAGAAGUGGCAGAGCGAGGGUAGUAGGCUACAACAGGAGGUGGAGUUGCUGCGCGAACGUCUGAAGGGCCGUGAAACGGAGCUGAAGAGGACGCAAUCGAGCAACGCCGAGCUCGAGACGAAGCUGCACGAGACGCAGCUUCAGCUCGAGCGGGCGCGCGAGGAGGCCAACAAGGCGACUGCUGCGCAGGAGCGGAGUCGCGAGGGUGACGACAAGGUGAAGGCGAGAGCGGACGCCCUCGAGGCGGACAACGAAAAGCUCCGCGUCGAGAUAAUACGGCUGGAGAGACUGAUGCAAACCGAGGGUAAGACCAGGUCGGAGAGCGCGAGUAUCGAGGUCGAACGAUUGCGCGCCAGCCUUGACAAGGCGAUCGUCGCGCGCGAUCAGGUGGAGCUCGAGGCGGGCAGACUGGCCAAGGAGCUCGAGAAGACGCACAUGCAGACGGCCAAGUAUCAGGAGGCCGCGGAAGCGAACAAGAAGGAGCUAGAACGGCUGGCCACGGAGAUACAGUUGCUCAGGGACGAACGAGAGGCACUCAGGCAGGAGAUGAGACGGCUGCAACAGCAACAGCAACAGCAACAGCAGCAGCAACAGCUCGCCGGCAGCGAGGAGAUUGCGCACUUGCAGCACGAGCUACAGCUCGCUCAACGUGAACGCGAUAAGAUGGCCGCAAUCUUGGAGAACCGAGAGAAGCAUUCGGAAAAAGUGAAGGAGAAGCUCGAGGUGGAGGCGAAGCAGCUGCAGGUGGAACGCGAUCAGCUGGUGAUACAACUGGAGAAGUCGCAGGAAAUGCUGGUCAACUUCCAGCAGGAGUUGAACACGAACGAGGCGGAGCUGGAACGUCAGCGCGAGGAGGUUCGUCGGUUGCAACAGUUGCAGCAACAGAGGGUACACGCGCAGACGCCGGAUAGAGCGGCGAAGGAGGCCCUCGAGGCACAGAUGCGAGAGGUUCAUCGGCUGAGCCAGCAGGUGCAGAAUCUGACGCAGACUCAGACGAAGGAACGGCAGAGGGCCGAGCAGGCCGAGAAACGCGUGCAAGAACUUCAGAAGCAGAUUGCCUCGACGGGCGCGGCUGCCGGUGGCGUGAACGAGGCACAGCUCGAGCAAUGGAGGAAGCUAUGCGAGACGGAGAAACAGCGAGCGGACGCGGCCGAGAGGCAGGCUGCUGAUCUGCAAAAACGUAUCCAGAACACCGAGAGGCAGCUACACGCUCAACAACAGCAGAUCCAGCAGAUGCAGAUCACGAUGCAGCAGCAGCAACAGCAGCUACAACAGCAACAGCAGCAGCAGCAGCAUCCGCAGCAAAACGGCCAGGAGAUCGUCAGGUUGAGAAAGGAGCUCGAGCAAGCGCAAGAGAACGUUAAGCAGGCGGGCGUCGAGCGCGAGCGGUUCCAGGAGCAGCUCGAAAAGCUGUGCCAGGAACUGCAAAAAUAUCAGGUGGACCUGCACGAGGCGAACAAGAAACUCCAAGCUGGCGCAACGAAAGCUGGUAUCGACACUACACAAGAGAGAAGACAACUGGAGGAGCAGAAACGCCAGAUGGAAGAACAGAGAAGGCAGACGGAAGAACGAGCGAAGUCCGUAGAUCAGAAAGCUAGAACGAUAGAGGAGAAGGAGAGGACGCUCCAAAGUCUCGACCAGGAUCUGAAGAAACGGAAAGCGAAAAUGGAUCAGUUGGAGCAGCAGUUACAAAGAAGCGGUGGAUCGCCGGACAAGAGGUUGGCAGAAAUGCAGAAGGCUCUGGAAAACUCCGAGAAGGAAUUGGAAAAAGCGAAAGAAGAGUCGACCAGAAGCUCAGCCGAGACCGAGAGGUUACUGCACCUGAUACAGAUGACUCAAGAAGAGCAGAAUGCCAAGGAGAGACAAAUCAGAGAACUUCAAGAUGCACUCAAAGCCGCACAAGCCAAGUUGAAACAAGCCGCAACUGCACAGCAACAAGAGCCAGAAACCUCCUCCGGAACCGCUCUCGAAAACGCCAGUGAACGCCACGAGUCCAGAAAAAUCGAGCUGGAGAUGAAAGACCGACGGAUAUCGGAACUGGAGCAGACUGCCUGUUCGAAGAAGAUGAAGGACGCGAAGAACCUUAGUCUGGAUGAUAACGAGAGCUGGAAGAGGGAAUUGGAACUGAAGAACCGAAAGAUUGCCGAGCUGGAGGAUCAACUGGUAGCUUGCAAAGAUGGCGCGGAGAACGGUGGCAACGAAUACGCCCAGGGCACGAAGCUGAUGGACGAGCUGAAGAAAGAAAAGGAGUCUUGGAAGAAGGAGAUCGGCGUGAAGAACGAACGCAUAUCGCAGCUGGAGAACGAGAUAGGAUCCCUGACGAGUUCGAUGAGGGAGUCGAAGAGAUGCAAGGGCAACGACAGGCAGGACAACGGUGAGAUUUGGAAAUCGGAGCUCGAAAGGAAGAACAAACGAAUCGUCGAGCUGGAGCAAGAGAUCGAGUCCCUGGAGAAUUUCCUCAGGGAUCACGCGGACACCGAGAGCGUGCGAGAUAUGGAGAUUGUGAUCGAGAGGAAGACCAGUCGAAUAGAAGAGCUGGAGGACACGGUAGCCGAGUUCGAGGACUUUCUGAAGCAGAAUCCGGACGUGAAAGAGUUGCACGAUCUUCGUUGUCAAGUGACCGCUGGAAAUCGACGGAUACAGGAGUUGGAGAGAUGGAUACAAAAGAACGGCGACAGCAAAGAAUCUAGAAUCGACCGGGAAAGAGUUAUCGAACUGGAGGAGAUGGUCACGCAGUUGGAAGACUACGUGAGGAAGCACAACGUGGACGUGCUGAAGAGGAAGUUGCAAGACCGCGAGUGCAGGAUCGAUCAGUUGCAGAGUCGCGUUGGGUAUUUGGAAAAGGAACUACUGAGAGUCGAAGAAAACCAUCGAGGAAAGGAAACGCAAAAAGAUCAUGAAGAAAAAUCGGACGAUUUACCUCGCGCAGGACAUUCAGAGUUGCACGAAAUGGAACAGAAAAUGAAAAAGAUGGAGGUUGCCAUGUCUGAAAAGGACAACAAGAUCCAGGAGUACGAGCAGCAGAUCAUUGAAAAUAAGGAAGAGAUGACGAAACUCAGAAAGGAGACAGAUGCUUUGAGAAAGGAACUCAACGAGUACGACGACAUUGGGGUUUUAAAGGAAGAGAUCAGAGUGAGGGACGAGAGGAUUCAACAACUGGAGGACGAAGUAGACUCCCUCGAAAGAGCCUUCAGCGAAAAGAUCGAUCUGGAGCAAAUCGAGGAACUGGUGAAUGUGAUUAAGGAAAAGGAGGAGAAGGAACGACAAUUCUCGCAGGAUCUGAUAGAGAAAAGGAGCAAGAUCGAGGAACUGAGCGAAGCUCUCCGCGAAAGCGUUGUCAUCACGAGCGACAGCGAAAGAAGAUUGAAGAACGAGGAGAAACUGAAGAAGGAAGCUCUUCAAAAGGUAGCUAAGUUGGAACAAAGAAUCACCUCGAUGCAAACAGCUUCAGCGUUGAAAUGCAUCACUUGUCAACCCCUUCUUUCGAAACUGCAGAAAUACGAGAAGAAACUUCAACGUCUCACCGAAGAGAGAAACGCGCAACUCGAAGAUCUCCGACAAAUGAAGCGGGAAGCUUUGAAAGCUGCGGUCUCCGAGAAAGACGCGCAUCUGGCUCUGCUGGAACUUUCCGGGAUAAAAACUGCCGCUCAGUCCGAGCAAGCGGAUCGAUUGACAGCAGACAGGAAGAGAUUAUUAGAGACACUGAAGAAAGAGGACGAGAAAAGCAUCGAACUGUCGGUGGAAUCCAGUCUGACUUGUUCAGAAGGAACGCCGCAAUUACUCACGAAGGUGUUGGAAACAUCCGACGACGACGACGACGACGAGGAAACACCGAACGAUCGUCGCAGUGACUCGAAUUCCCCGAGACCGGCUACGACGAAUGGCGACAGUUGCACCGACUCAAACGAGACAUCGAAGGAACCGGAAUCGAGAAGCAAACGAGACCAGGCGAGCAAGAGCCAGCAACUGGAUAGCAGAUAAGUAGACCAGGCCACGAUCGUAAUACGUAGAAAACGAAAGUGCUAUCGAUCUUCUUCGUUUCUUCGAUGUUGUCACGUGUACACACACACACACACACAUACACACAAUCACGCAAUCGUAGAAACAAUCUAGAGCAUUUCUAGAGCCUUAGAGAAAAAGCAAAGCAAAGCAAAGAAAGAAAAAAUCGGCAAACAGGCAACCGAGAUACCUCAGCGACAUCGACAGCGACAAUAUAACAGACAGUAUCCUCGUGUCGUUCACCGAUCGUCAUUUACAAUCAUCACGAUAGUCGUCAUUAUCGUCAUCCAUCACUUUCAUCAUCACCACAGUACCAUCACCCACGUCGCCCUUGCUACAAUUCCAAGGAAUCGGUCAAGAAGGAUCGUUGUUCAGUGAAAGGCUGGUAGCUUCGUUUAAUCAAAUUAAAGCGCGGCUACAUUAUGAAAAAUACAAGGGGAGACCGAUCGACAGAAUCGUUUGUUCAAUCGAUCGGAAAAAUCACUGUGAAGGACGCACGUGCUCGUCAUCGUUUUGUCAUUCAUUCGCUGCGAGCAAUGCGCAACUUCGAUCGAAACGCGGGAACUAUAACGCUCUGCGAAAAUCAACAGGAUCUUUUUUUCAGAGGAACAAUUUGCUCGUGAACAAAGAUGAUCGAAACAGGGCGUCAAUGGAAGAUCGAUUACACUUGUUACAAUAGUAUUUAGCUAGCUUUUCAGUAGUGUUGAUUGCGUGUCCUAGAAUCAUCCGGGGAUGCUCUGUUUCCAAUACAAAAAUUACGCGUUUUCCGUUUGCCGAUUAAAAUCGACCUUUUUACGGUUGCGACGUCGAAUUUCAUUCGGGCGUCGAUCUUUUUAUUCGCAAGGAUUUAAAGAAAUGAACACACGACGUAAGGGUAGCAGUUCGUUCUUCGUCCUUUGGAUUCGACUGCAAUUUGAGUAUCAAGGAAAGAAAGAGAGAGUAAAGGAAAAUAGUAUCACCUUUUCGGAAAUAUCUCACACUUUCGAUAUAUUGAUUUGAGAGAAAUUACGUGUCCCUGCCCUUAGAUAAUUAGGAGGAAACGUGAAACUAAUCACUCUGUUGAUCAACUCUGAAAAACAUCGUACUCCCUUCCUUCGUUAAUUCCCUAUCGUUCGCAGAAAAGAGCAAUCAAUUGAAAGAAAGUUCGAGCAUACAAACAGUUUCACUUCUUUCUUACUGUUUUUCCUUUUUUUUUUUUUUUUCUUUCUUAGGAUCUUUUGCCACGGGUCCAAAACUCGCGCUAAAACUCUAACUGAAAGGAAGCGAAAAUAAAGAAAUAGUAACGAACAAACUAGGGAGAAAGGAAAUAGGAAGAAAAGAACAGAAAAUAUAGGUUAGACAGAACGAAAAGAAACGCGAAUACCUGUGAACUGCCAUUGAAAGGUUGGACGUGCGCGAAUAGGCCGUGAGGUUGUUUCGAGGUUCAAUGAAAUACACGAGGACAAGUGGAAGGAACUCGAGCCGCGGUGCUGAUUAGCUUUCAAGAUGACAAUAAAACGAACGUUUCGUGCAUGCUCGAUGAUCUUGCGAUGCAAAAAGAAGAAAAGAGAAAAAAAAAGAAAAAUGCAAAAAACAGAGAAAAAAAAAACGAAUGACAGGAAAAAGAAAGUUCGGACGCGCGAAAAAAACGCACUUUCUCCCUCGAUCUAUCGUUGCAAAAUCUUCAACGCGAAUCGCUGUUUGGUUCCGUAGGAAACGUUGUUCGCGAGAAAGUCAGGCGCGACGAGAUUUUCUUCUAGGUUCGUAGAAUCAAAAGUUGAACAUUCAUCGACUGGGCUGCGUGUGUAUCGUGUGAUAGAUAAUUUAUGGCAUCGUUACCGGAUCGUGUGAUGUACAUAUUAAUCGUGAAUUACGCCGCGAACGCAAUGUAUACAGUUGUAGAGUACUAUUGUAAACGUGUCAUUGGCGUGUUAGCCGAGAGAGCUGCCGAUUACGGUGGAGUAAUCUAGAAAACUGUUAACGCAUGAACGACUUCCAUAUAGUUUCUCAGCCCCAUUCACUUGUCUAUUUUACGUUGACAUUGCCAUUGCAGAUGUUUAUGAAAAUUGUUGGAGAGUCCUUCGUUCGUCGAUCCCCCGAUAGAACGACGAUUUAUCGAAUACUGUUAUGAAAUCUUUACACGUGUAAAUACGUCACGAGUAGAUACGUAUAACUAUAGAUGAGACUUUUAGAGCGUUUAUAGCUGUUUCGUGCGAGGUAUGGUCACGAUUUGUUUCCUCCGGUUCGAAUUAUUCUUCUUCGUACUGUCCCGUCUACAUUCUUUCGAUAUUGUUGCAACUCUUACAAAGUUUAUCGAUCACGGUGUUGAGAUAGAUAAUCAUAAUAACGAUUUAACUCCGUUUCUUUCUUUCUCGAUCCACUUGCAAGCGUGAGGAUCAGCUUGUUCGACAAGAUGAUAUUUUCUUCGGUGGUAGUCUAUAUAAGAGCAAAUUGCACCGGUAUCUAAUCGAGCUUCAACUAGAAAGCCUAACGAUGGGUUGAUUGAGUAGAAUUCAAUCGCGUGGAUUUUAAUUCGGACUCGAUCUUCCAUCGAGAAGUUGUUGAGAUGAAAACUAUAGCUAUUAUACCAUUUAUCACUCUGUGCUACUAGUUCCAAAGGUAAUCGUCGAUCGCAAGCCAAAUGUACAAUUCAUUCGUGCGAAAUCAUCGAGCGUUUUCUUCGUGCGUCAUCGAAAUCCAAGAUAUAUAGGGGUUACGACGAUCGUCCUAGAGGAAGGAAGGUAUAUAUACACUGGUAUAUAAUCGCUGUUUUCCAAACAAAGUCGAGCCCUUCGUGAACUCAGAUAAUCAAUGGUCGAUGGUCAGCGACGAUUGUCAUAAGCUCGACGAUCGACGAGUGAACGAUGGACUCAAAUUUGUUGGAUGCAAAUGUAUGUCGUCCGUGUUUGUAACGCGUUAUGAUAAUCGUCGCAACACUCGCAGGACUCGUUCUCGAGAGAGUAUUUCACCUCAGCGUGCACAGCGCGAACAUAAAAAUUUCGGACGGCUUAUCCGACAGAGCACGGAACAGGAGAGUUAACGAAACCUUUUAGGAGGCACUAAAGAUAGAACAGAGACGAGCCGUUUAUGUACAUAAUCGUGUGUCGAUGUUUCUUCGAUAGCCCUGCUCGUGGUGAUAAGGAGAGAAAAAGCGUGCCCACUUAUGGUCUCCGCUGGUUCUGCGUACCUAUUCCCAAGCGUACAGCUAGUAUAGAGUAAUACCUGUAUUACGUGUUAUACGUACGUAGUUAUAUCUCGCUGAACGAAUUUCGUCGAGCAUUCAGCACAGUCUAAUCUGCGAACGCUAGUGUCAGAUUUGCAUGAUUACCGAUUGUUCGUAACGGGGCCGCGAUUUCACGCGGGAAAUUCGAAGGGACACGCGACCAGCAAAGGAAGCGAGAGCACGACCAACGAAAAUCGUGUAGAAUCACGUUGGAAGAUGCCGUUGGCCGAGCGAUAGAGACGACGAACGAUCGAAGCAAACGUUUCGCUGCGAACGUGCAAUUCUUUCUUCGUGUCGCGAAUAUCCCGGGCAAUCGUGUUGCGAAUUAAACGAAAAAGAAAAGAAAAGAAUUCUUGCGAGCUAUCAACGUGGACGAAGUUCGCCGUUUCGAGCUUCGAAGGGAAAGGAAAUCUCGCGGAGGAUUCAAAAUACGAACGACGCGUUUUUCGUCCAGCGUCCGCUCGUUGUAUACAUAUUAUACAUAUAUAUAUACAUAUGCAUGUGUGUGUGUGUAUAUAUAUAUAAAUGAAGCAUACAUAUAUCGUCGUGUCUGCCGUACGAAGAGUUAAGCGACAUGUUGAAAGUGUAAAAUUUUAUCGUUAAUAUUUUACAAAAAGGGGAAGAAAAAAGGAGAAGAAGAAGAAGAAGAAGAAGAAGAAGAAGAAGAUGUUCUCUUUGAUUCGUCGAUAAAACGCACUUUCUCGUUGCUAGUACACGACACAUCUUUUUCUCCAUUCGAUCUCUGACGCGAACCUUUCGAAUAAUAAGAUUUAGAAAACCCUCCUUUCUCCGAAAAACUUUAACGCUCGCGCGAAUUCUACCGACCUAGAAGCUAGAUCACGGAGCGGAAUCGAAGGGCAUCGGAUCCCGUAGGCAGGGCAGAAAAUCGUCGAGAACGACAUUACAAGCGUGAGUGAAACGCGCAGCAAUACCUCAUCGAACGGCUUCUCUGCCCUGUGCAAUCGAAAGAAACGGCGUCGGAAUUUUGAUCACUGGCAAGCAUUUAGUCAGAGGAAUAAGUCCUUCUUUCGUCCGUCUCGACUCGACCGUCAUCAACUAGGAUAAAAAUAGCGAUACGGAGACCUCUCUUACAAUUAGUUCGUUUCCUGUGCGGCCGUUGAAAUCACCGGCCCUCAAACAUCGACGGAAUCGUCGUUUCUCGAAUUCUUUCAAAAGUAUGUUCAAAAGUACAGGCCGAUGUGGAACAGUUCAACGAAGAAGAUGCAAAGUAAGCGUAUAGAAUUUCUUGAGGCGAGAGAAAAGAAAAAGAAAAGAACAAAAAAACAGUUGUCAAGAACGAAGACUCUCUUUCUGGUAAAUCUCUUUUAGACGUUUCAUGGAAAGUCCAGACAAUCCAACGACGACGAGGCUGACCAAACGAACCGAUAACGAUAAUCAAAGGUACCUUCGUUCUUACCUGAUAUUCUUCGUUUCCGUGAAUAUCCUAAUUUUUCUAAGCACAAAGUAUUCUUGCUCGAAAGUUUUACAUAGGCGUAGUGCGAAAUAUCGUUUCAGAGAGUUUUCGUUCUCUCCGCCUAAUCAAUGUUCUAAGAAUUAUCGAGUCGAGAGAAGGAUAGGAAGGAAAAUAAUGAAAGACAAAAUAAAAGAGAGAAGAAGAGGGAUAAAGAUUAGUAAACGUGUGCCACCGUCAUAUCAAGCCUAUAUCAUCGUGUUACAUUAUACAUAUAUAUACAUAUAUAUAUACAUACAUAUAUAUACAUAUAUAUAUACAUAUAUAUAUAUACAUAUAUAUAUAUAUAGCUAAACAGAAAGAAAUUAAUAUUAUCGUUAAUUGACACAAUUGUUAACGGAGUGGCUGAAUUUAGUGUGCGUGCGUGUAUGUAUGCGUAAUUGGUGAAUAAACAAAAAAAGUCUUUUCUUUCGAUCGCUCGAGAAAAUUGAGAAGGCCUGAGAGCAAGUUUUCGAAUCUUAAAGAUCUUCUUACUGGCACUCUUUAUUGUCCGAAAUAUUCAACUAUAUCACUUCAAUCACUUUGACAUUUAUCAUCGUAUCGUCUUUAUUAGAGACUUUAACAAAAAAAAAAAAAAAAAAGGUUAUAACCGUAGAAUGUAAUCUCGCUUUAAUAAUUGAUUAAUUAUCUUCAAUUUUAAGACUGUUUAACGAAUAAAUGAACAGGCGAAUGUGACGAGAAACUUCGAUAUUACAACGUUCUACUUAAAAAAGAAGAAAAAAAAGAAAAAAAAAUAGUCUGUCCUCCAAGAUGCAAUAGUUAAACGAAAGACAUAUAGAAAGAACGACUGACUAAUACGACGGGCAGAACCUUCCGGUCAGUACGUCGAUAAUAAUCUUGCUGUUUCAGAAAACACUAUUAAAAUCUUUUUGAACCGAAUAUAUAACGGAAUAAGCUUCAAGUAGGAAGAUUAGGAAGAGCCAGUUUCGUUCCUUUCUUCUGUCUUCGAGCUUGAGAGAAAAAUCACUGACAAAAUGAAACGAACCCUCCAUUUGGAAACAAUUGUUGGAACAAAUUGAAAAAUCCCCUUUAGAUCGUAUUCCCUAGAAACAUACAGUAACACUACUCUUGAGCAAAAGAUGGCCAAACUUCGAAAUCGUACAACUUGGAUAAACUCGUUAGGCGAUACGAAUCUUUAGAGCUAACAAUUGUCUACGUUCGAUCUGUGUUUCUAAAAGUAGGGAAUAGAAGUUUAAGCGUUUCUUGAAACCGAACUUGAGGGAUCGAUCGAUCGCCCAGCGAGGAAUUGCUAGACGACAAGAGCCGGAGCGAGCAGGCUUGCUCAGCCCUGCAGCUUGAAUCGUUCGUGCCGCACUCGAGUGAUCCUAAGCUGAGACUGUUCCGUGGAACACGAGCGAGAAUGCGAAACGAGGUGAGCGAGCAUCGUGAGAGAACGUGAACGAGGCCGUCUCGAUAUUAUUUUUCGACUCGACUGUUUAGUAUCUAUGAUGAAAAAAAAGAGAAAAAAAAAACGUUUUUACGUGAAUAUUGCGUAAGGAAAGUCGUUGCAGCGUGAACGGACCUUGCGUCGGAAUCAUGGCCACAUUUGUGUUCAAAUUUAAAUGUCGGCUCCGGAGUCGAUUUCGAUCGAUCUUCUUGUCGGUGAGUCGCCCAAUUGGCAAAGUAAUUCAGUAUCGGAAGAAUAAAACGCGCUGGCCACGAAUCUCACGUGCGAAACAACGCUGCGACGACGUCGCUCCUCCCGCCCCCUUUUUUUAUUCUCCAAUUUCUACGUGUUUUAUCGUUAAGCAAAAAACAGCUGACACAAGGAACAGAAAGAGUGCAACGAGUGAGACGAGAGAGAAAGGCGAGAGAGAGAGAGAGAGAGAGAGAGAGAGAGAAAUGAGAAAUGAGGGAAAUACGACGAUGAAGCGAAAGAAAAACGAUGAAUAGAAUAUCGAGUAUCGUACGCCGUGUUCGAGUUCGUUAAUUGAAACACGCAAUACGAUUUUCGACCGUGUGUACAUACCUAAGAGAAUGAUAAUAAUGCGUGAGUGUGAAAUAGAGAGAGAGAGAGAGAGAGAGAGAGAGAGAGAAGAGUGAACGUUUUGCGAGGCAGUAACAAAAUAAAAAAAAGAAAAGGUUAGGAGAAACACUGGUGCGAACGAAACGAGUCGUGUUUAAGCCUAGUCUAUACGACGAUCGACAAUGAUCGAGAAACCCUUUCGGAAGUGCCGUUUCUUUCCGCGUUUGUUUCUCCGAAGCACGUGGACAGAAGUCCUCGAUCGAGACACGCAUCGCCGUGGGAUAGGAGAAAAAAAACGACUAGGCUAGAGUAAGUUUAUCGACUAAGCUAAGAUAAGUUAUUUAAAAAACAAAAAGAAGAAAAAAAAUAAACCGUUUAUUGAAGUACAUUGUUGCAACUGCCAUGCUGUGUGCCAUUAUAUAACGAGUCACGUUUGUCGUAAAAAGCAAAAACAAAAAAAAAAAAGAAAAAGAAAAAAAAACAGUGUAAUAUGUGAAAUGAAAUAUCUCUUGUGCGCGUUUUCCCAUCUGUCUGAACUUCUUCGUUACACCGCUUCGAAAUGGUAUCAGGGCCCGUAGUCUUCGUUCUGCGUACAGGACACGCCGUUUCCGCGCUUUUUAAAACGCUACGAACACACUGAAUAACGUAAAGCGACCAAAAAAAAAAAAAAAAAGAAAUACAGGAGAAAAUCCUGUAUAUACACUCACGCCUCAAACGCAAUUUAAACAAUUUGCAAUUAGUAUAUCCCGUAGGAAUGAAGAUUCGAUGAAUUUCUUGAACAGUGUGAGAAAAGGAACACUUUUGCAUAAGCUAAUUUCGAAGGAGCCGCGUAUACCUGCCCAUGCGAACCGAAAGACCGAAGCACCAUAUAAAAAUAUGACAAUUGUACAUGUAAUGUAUACAUAUGUAUGUUACCGCGAGUGGGCACGUAUACGAUGUUUCCAUCGAACCUCCCGAGUCUCUGUCGCAGACGAAGAAGAUUUUUUCAAUUAAAAAAUAAUAUAUAUAUAUAUAAAAAGAAAGGAAAGAGGAACUAACGGGCAAACAGCGUACGAAUUUGCGAGGAUUCGUAACGUAAAGAACGAAAGAAAAAAAAAGACAUUUUUUUUAAUGUAUCCGCCGUCGAUGUACAAUUAAUCGCAUGCGCGUUUAAUCGAUGUAACGCAUUCGCAACGUGAGAUAAAUACCGCGACACUCGAUUAGAUCGAGAUUAACUCGACUAACGUUCCGAGCAGUGUCACGCAUAAAAACAAAACGCAAACAUAGCACAUCGUGGGAAACUCGACUAAGGAAACCUUUUUGCGAUUGUUGCAGCGUUCAUUUUUUCAAUGAUUCUUGCGUUAUUUAGGGGAAGCGACGUGUAACUGGUAACUACGCACGUGCUACAUGCAUCUGAUAAAAAAAUUUUUUAACAUUGCCGUUUUGGUAUCUCAACAACCGGACGAUCUCGUCGACAUAUCGAUUGCGAAGAAAUGUGUACAUAUUUAUUAAUUUUCUCUCUUUCUUUAUUUUUCCACCUAAACGGUGUGGUUGCCAGUUAAUGAUGGUCGUUUACAAAACUAUAUAUAUAUAUAUAUGUAACAAUAUUGCUAUCUACGUUUUACGUGUGCGUAUCACUUGUAAAAAUGAUUAACAGGAGAGAACUACGCGUCACAUACACAACGUAAGACUAAUGUGUUCAUCGAUCACGUUCUAGACAUUGAUGUAUUGCGUGAAAACAGAUAAAAGAUUAAAACAAAACAAAACAAAAAAAAAAAUGCGAAGAGAAAAAAGAAAAUUGAGAAUCGAAAGAACAGAUCAGAAUAUAGAGAAGAAGUCAUUAAUUUCUUAGAGACCCACGCAAGAACGAAUUCCUACAUUUGCGAAACUCGAUUUCGUGUGUCGCGACGUCUUAAAGAAAUAGCGAGUAUUAUCCAAUUUGUCAGUUGGCAGACGACGGUGUGAGGAAUGAACGAAACAGAGAGAAAGAGAGAGAAAGUGAGAGAGAGUGAACGAGAGAGGAAGAAAGAGAAGAGAGAGAGAGAGAGAGAGAGAGAGAAGUGAUUAAGUAAACCAAAGAUGACGUCGACCCAUCAUAGAUUCAAGCACAAUAAGGAACUAGUAGGGCCAGGCACAAUAAAAUUCGGCCGUCACGUUGUAGGCAGCGAUCUGUUAGAACGACAAGUCAUAUUAAGUAUCUAUAUAGCGAGACUAUUAAAUAAACACAUAUUGUCUAUUGUCA